This is a messenger RNA of Phanerochaete carnosa HHB-10118-sp, 1365 nucleotides long. RefSeq lists its product as uncharacterized. Gene Ontology annotation, cellular component: fungal-type vacuole membrane. Gene Ontology annotation, biological process: transmembrane transport. The transcript has 8 exons. Bases 1 to 1365 code for a protein of 454 amino acids. NCBI's taxonomy places the organism in Eukaryota, Fungi, Basidiomycota, Agaricomycetes, Polyporales, Phanerochaetaceae. Gene Ontology annotation, molecular function: transmembrane transporter activity. The record is from RefSeq and is a predicted model, not a curated record.
AUGUCCCCUAACAGGCCCGUAACUGAAAUUACUCUCGCUCCAAUCGAUCGCGGAUUUUCUGCAUGGGCAACGGUCGUUGCGUCCAGUGCUCUGGGCUGUUUGGUCUGGGGGUUCCCAAAUUCUUCCGGCGCGCUCCUUGCAGAGUACAUGAAGGAUCCACUUUACAGCUCACAAAAGAACGCAGCGUCUACUCUACCGCUGAUCGGAACACUCUCUACGGGUAUUUUAUACUGCUCAGGUAUCAUCAUAUAUCCCCCAAUAUACUAUUACCCACGCCUUCGCAAAAUUUACCUGUGGUCUGGAGUUUUCAUAUGUUUCCCUAGCUUGCUCGGUGCGAGCUAUACUACGAACGUGAAGUUGUUGAUCGUCCUGCAAGGGGUGGUCUAUUCAAUAGGCGCCUCACUAGUCUACUAUCCUAUCCUUUCAUACUUGUCCGAAUGGUUUGUGCAGCGCCGGGGCUUGGCGAGUGGGAUUGUUGUCGCAGCUGACAACAUCGGCGGCGUUCUCUUCCCCAUAAUCAUACCGACCCUCGUCAAGCACUUCGGGAUUAUGAUAACAACGCGCAUCUACGCAGUCAUGCUAGCAGUAUGCUUGUUGCCUGCAGUUCCAUUCAUGAAGGCACGUCUACCGGAAUCGCGCGUGGGCAGUCCCACGCGCCAUCCGGCGACACGUUCGUGGGUGCACGACCGCAGGUUCUGGUUCUUCGUCACUAUAAACACGAUCCAGGGUUUUGCGCACUUUGUGCCCCUCACCUGGUUACCAACAUUCGCAACCUCACUCGGCCUCACAACAAGUCAGGCUUCGCUGACGCUGACGCUUGCCAAUGCCACAUCCAUCAUCGCCGGGUUCGUGGUGGGCUGGCUUAGCGAUCGGUGCAAUAUCUGGGCUCUCGCAUCCACAUUGCUACUGCUCAGCUCGCUCGCGACACUCAUGCUAUGGGGCGUAGCAUCGUUCUCGUUCGCGGGAGUCCUCGCGUAUGGAGCGGUUUACGGUGUCACCGCGGGUAGCUGGUCGAGUCUGUGGAGUGGAUUCGUGCGGCCCCUCGCAUUGGGCGAUCCAUCCGUCGCGACCACAAUAAUCAACCUCAUGAUGUUCAGCCGCGGAGUUGGGAGCAUUGCGUCUACGCCAAUUUCUACUGCACUUCAGCAUUCGAAACUUGUGGUUGCACUGGGCAGUGGCGUAACAAAGACCGGCUUCGCAGUCGAUGGAGGGCGGUACACUGCCGUCAUCAUCUACACCGGUGCAUGUUUCGCGUGUGCAGCUUCUGUCACCGUUUUGGGUUGGAUUUUUGACAAGAGGCGAGGCAUAGGGGGAGCAGAAGAGGCAUGCGAUGUGUUCCGUGAUCGUAUCACGGAGAAGGCGUGA